Messenger RNA from Musca vetustissima, 953 nucleotides. Its product is annotated as tRNA dimethylallyltransferase. The record is from RefSeq and is a predicted model, not a curated record. Gene Ontology annotation, biological process: tRNA modification. Gene Ontology annotation, molecular function: tRNA dimethylallyltransferase activity. Lineage: Eukaryota; Metazoa; Arthropoda; Insecta; Diptera; Muscidae. Bases 18 to 953 code for a protein of 311 amino acids. Gene Ontology annotation, cellular component: mitochondrion. The transcript has 7 exons.
UUAUAGCCUCCGCCGACAUGCUGACUAUGCCAUCGGAAUUGCUACACAACCAUUUAAGGACAAUUGAUCCAGAAACUGCCAAUCGCAUCCAUCCAAAUAAUAAACGUAAAAUAAUGAGAGCUAUCGAUUAUUAUCAGGAAACUGGUCAAACACUGAGUUCGAAAUUGAAAGAACAGCGACAACAGCCAGGCGGUAAUCGUUUAGGUGGUCCAUUGAGAUAUCCACAUACCAUAUUGUUUUGGUUAAGAUGUAAUCAGGAUAUUUUGAACACUCGUUUGGAUAAACGCGUUGAUGCCAUGCUCGAACAGGGGUUACUGCGUGAAAUACGAGCCUUUCACAACGAACAUAAUGUGAACAAAAGUGCGGAAUAUACUAAAGGCGUUCUGCAAACAAUUGGCUACAAAGAAUUUGUACCAUAUCUAGAACGAUUUAAUGCGGAAAAUGAUGAUAGAAUUGAGGAGUAUUUACGAAAGAAUUCGUACCAAAUGCCAAGUGAAGAAAAAUGGAAAAAAUAUCAUUUACCUCCCGGCUUGGAUGUUUUGAAUUCUUGCCUGAAUGAAUUGAAAUUAGUUACGCGUCGCUAUUCAAAGAAACAACAAAAAUGGAUUAACAAUCGCUUCUUAGCCAGCCGUGAUCGUCAAGUACCCGAUAUCUAUGAAUUGGAUACCAGUGAUGUUAGUCGUUGGCGCGAGUGCGUCUAUACACCGGCUGUCACGAUAAUUGAUUGCUAUCGUUCGUCACAAGUGUGUGAGAUCCAGCCAAUGCCGAAGAGAACACAUCCGGGAGCGGGCUUAAAUGAAGAGACAACAAACUUUUGCGAUAUCUGUCAGCGACAUUUCAUUGGUGAAUAUCAAUGGCAUUUGCAUUUAAAAUCGAAUCGGCAUAAAAAACGCAAGGAAACCCUAAAGAAAAAAGAAGCUGACCAAGGAGCUUCACUGGAUAAAGAACAAUAA